Epinephelus fuscoguttatus (brown-marbled grouper) is the source of this 1510-nucleotide messenger RNA. RefSeq names its product N-acetylglucosamine kinase (gene nagk). The coding region runs from base 103 to 1149 and encodes 348 amino acids. The record is from RefSeq and is a predicted model, not a curated record. The transcript has 10 exons. NCBI's taxonomy places the organism in Eukaryota, Metazoa, Chordata, Actinopteri, Perciformes, Serranidae. Gene Ontology annotation, molecular function: N-acetylglucosamine kinase activity.
CUACUGGCUUAUCAUCAGCAUUGCAGGUUGGAGCUGAGCUGCUGCUCUCGCGAUAUUUGCACUCCUUGACUGCAUUGACUGGACCACAACAGGAAGUGAGACAUGGCAUCAGUGUUCGGGGGAGUAGAGGGUGGAGGAACUCACUCCAAAGCAGUGCUGGUGGCAGCAGAUGGAAAGAUCCUGGUAGAGACAGAGGGACCGUCCACCAACCACUGGUUGGUUGGAGUGGACAAAUGUAUUGAAACCAUCAAUGACAUGGUCCAGAGAGCCAAGACGGAGGCAGGGCUGGAUCCAAACACGCCACUAUGCUCACUGGGCAUGUCUCUGAGCGGAGGGGAGCAGAAGGCUGCCAUCGACAAACUGAUUGAUGACAUGAAGCAAAGGUUCCCAACUCUCAGCCAGCACUACUUCAUCACCACCGAUGCAAUUGGCGCCAUGGCGACUGCAAGCAAUUGUGGAGGUGUAGUGUUGAUAUCAGGGACCGGCUCGAACUGCAAGUUAGUCAAUCCCGAUGGCUCACAGAUCGGCUGUGGAGGCUGGGGUCACUUGAUGGGUGAUGAAGGAUCAGCAUUCUGGAUCGCUCAUCUGGGGGUGAAGAUGGUGUUUGAUGCCAAAGACAACCUGGUGGCUCCUCCUCAUGACAUUACACAAGUCAGGAAAGCCAUGGAGGAAUACUUCCAGGUGUCAGAUCUGAUGGGCAUGCUACCACACCUCUACAGAAACUUCCAGAAGCCCUAUUUUGCUGGUUUUUGCAAGAAGCUGGCUGAAGGUGCAGAAGCAGGGGAUGCUCUCUGUCAGUAUGUGUUCACUCAGGCUGGGAGAGUCCUUGCAAAACAUGUAGAAGCAGUCCUACCUGCUGCACAAGAGCCUCUACUGAAGAGUGACCUCGGCCUGCCCAUCCUGUGUGUGGGCUCAGUGUGGAAAAGCUGGGAGCUGCUGAAGCCAGGAUUCACUGAGGUCUUGGAUAAAGUGGCAUCAUCUGACAAGUUCAAGGGUCGUGUCCGUGGCUACAGCCUCCUGAUUUUGCAGCAGUCUUCAGCUCUCGGUGGUGCUAGCCUAGGGGCCCAGAGUGUGGGCACCCCCAUCACCAUGGAUUACAAAGCCAAUGCCAAAGUCUUCUACCAACAUACUUUUAACAGCAGCCAAUGAGAGCGUAGCUGCACGUCCGGUAGAUCUCAGCUGAAGGGAAAUUGUAUUGGUUAUUAUAUAAUUAUCAGCAUCUUCGCUAAUGACACUUGCUAUAAUGAUGAUAAAUGGUGAUGAUAAUGGUUGUGUAAUAAUGGUUUAGAUCUUGAUUUGAUGCCAGUACAAAAUAACAAGAAGAUGGUCGGAAAUAUUGAAAAUGUUGGCUUUUACAGAUGCAUAGUGCCUGUGUAAACAUUUGAAUUCAUAUUACUUUCAUUGUACUGUAAUUGCAAAUCUUUGCACCUUUACAACACUUGUUUACAUUUGACAUUUAUAAUAAAAAUGCUGCUUCAGGGUUGCAAAAAAUGUCUAACUUCCAAGAUAA